Messenger RNA from Paracoccidioides lutzii Pb01, 786 nucleotides. RefSeq lists its product as hypothetical. The record is from RefSeq and is a predicted model, not a curated record. The transcript is spliced from 2 exons. Bases 1 to 786 code for a protein of 261 amino acids.
AUGGUUUGUCGUCAAUAUGCGGAUUUAUAUCGCCUUCGAUAUUCUCCUCGGGUGAGGUUUGAGCGUGAUGCGCUCGAGUAUUUUGAUGAUUUGACGGAGUUACGGGCGGCGAUGUCGGAUAGCGGAGCGAUUAUAACUGGAGGGUUUGCAUUACGAUGUAUAUGCGAUGGAGACUGGGAUGUGGCGGAUGUUGAUAUUUUCGUGAAAUGUGAUGGUGUGAUUCGGAUGCGCCAGCAUUUGACUUCAAAGGAAGGCUAUCAGCUGGACAGAGUCCGGGAGGGGGAGAUGUACUUUAGGAGCAAGUGUUAUGAUUUUACGCGGAUGCGGGUUGAUUCCAGUGGAAUUGAGCGGACGUUGAAAGUUCAAGUGGUGGAUACGGAGGAUAUUGUGCCGGAUGAGUAUAUUGUGGACAAUUUCUAUGGAAGUGCGGUGAUGAAUUUGAUAUCGAGUGAUUCGAUAUGUUGUGUGUUCCCACGGGCGACAGUGGGAAAAUAUUUGAUGCAGGUGAUGAAGGUGUACAGCCUUUCUGAAAGUGAAGAGCAGGGGAUGUUGAAGUAUGAGGGUCGGGGAUUCGAUGGUGUUGGAUGGAAUGACAUGGAUAGGUCAGAAAAGGAAUUCAGCGAGACGCGUCGGUUUGGCGACCGGAUGUGUUGGAAUGUUCCGUUGGGUGUUCGACGGAUGCCAAAGCGGCGAGUGAUCGGUGACGAUGACGUUGGACAGAGCCGGUUCGUGAUGGGAGAAUACCAGUCAAUGUUGUUGCCGAAGUGGAGUGAUUCAGUGUGUUGA